This is a messenger RNA of Acanthochromis polyacanthus (spiny chromis), 3789 nucleotides long. RefSeq names its product von Willebrand factor A domain containing 11 (gene vwa11). The record is from RefSeq and is a predicted model, not a curated record. Lineage: Eukaryota; Metazoa; Chordata; Actinopteri; Pomacentridae. Bases 518 to 3292 code for a protein of 924 amino acids. The transcript is spliced from 17 exons.
CAAAAACUGACGUGACAGUUUCACGAAUCCCCGUGUCUGGGAGUGGCAUAAUAGCACAAAGUACAGUAACAGUUAUAGUCUUCCUGGCCAACAUUAAAAGAAGAUAGAUACUUACUUUAUUAAUCCAAAGGGAAAUUUAAGAAAUGGAUUACCUCAUUGUGUACCUUUUAACGAAUCUGGUAUGAACCCCAGUAGGCACAGUAGUGAGCUCAGAAGGAGCUGCUGCCCUAUUACUAGACAUUAGAAAGGGAAAGGAAAAGCUUGCAAAUGAUACUGUACUAUAUAGUGUUGGUAAAGUUUUGUUUUUAUUCCCUCACCUUUUUCCUUCGUGAUCAUUUUUCAUUGUUAUUACUGAUCUUAUUCAGAUGUAUUUUUUGUAUAUCUUCCAGAAACAUUUGCCAGUAUAUGAGGAUACAUAAUUGGAAAUAAACUGAACCAAUUUGAUUUUGCUGGAUGUUAUUUAAUAGACGUGACAGCUAAUAACAUAAAUGAUGUCUUUUUUUUCUGCAGACUGACCAUGACUCUGUUGCUGGGCAUAGCCCUGCUGGCUGUGACUCUUUCAGGCCCCACUGUGGCCUUUGUCCCCAUCGGGGGUGGGGCGUCCACGCAUAUCAGCAUUACAGGGACAGCUUUACUGCAAAAAGUGACGGAGACCUGUCAGGCAGUGGCUGAAGCAGGUGGUUAUGAGUUCAAACCCACGGGUUCCUCUCCUGAGGAGCUGGUCCAGGCCUGUCUUGGUCCCACAGCAACAGGAGAUGUGUCUGGUGCCAAGUUUAUCUCUGCUCUUCAAGAGAUCUACAUGCAGAAUGGACUGGUCGACCGUGACUUUGUCAACAGUGCCCCACAUCACUUUAACUCUGAGGCCUUCCUGGAGGGACGCAGUCUAAUCACAGAGGGCACGGCAGCCAUAAAGGCUAACAUUCGUGAGGAGAACUUUCAGGCUGCCAGGGAGACUCUUGGUAGAGUCCUCCAUACACUACAGGACUUCUACAGCCACAGUAACUGGGUGGAGCUGGACAACACAGAGCCAUAUAUCAACCUUAUACGGCCAGACCUUCCCAUGGAAAACUUGGCAGAUAAGGAUAUGGAAACCUGCAGUGACUGUGCCAGUGGAACAUGUCCUAAUCCAAUCCUCCCCAACAUCCUGAAAGAUAAGAAACUCACAUCAGGCUACAUGGGAAUCUUCUCUUCUGACAAACCUAAAGGUAAAUGCAGCCACGGAGGUGCGUCUGACCUCACUAGCACAGCAGUUCCUCGAGGAGGUAUCAGCAAAGAUGAACGUCGCUCAGACAACGUGGCCCUCCACAAUGCUGCUGUGAAUGUAGCCACAGCUGCCAGCCUGGAGCUGCUGCAAGACAUCCGCUUAGCUGCAGGGGAUAACGGCUUUCUGAGAAUGAUGGGAAUUGCUCGCUCUUCUGUUGUGUGCUUUGUUAUUGACACCACCGGUAGUAUGAGUGAUGACAUCGAUGAAGCCAGGGCGGUUGUUUAUGAACUCAUUGACAGCAAAAAAGGAACACAAGACGAACCCUCCGAAUACAUCCUGGUGCCCUUCAAUGACCCCAGUUUUGGACCUAUGAUUAGGACAACAGACCCCGACGAGAUGAAAAGUGAGAUCUCUAAGCUUACAGCAUCUGGUGGUGGUGAUCCCCCUGAGAUGUGCCUGUCAGGACUUCAGCUGGCUCUGACUGGUGCCCCUCCCUCAUCCCACAUCUAUGUUUUCACUGAUGCAACAGCCAAAGAUAUCAGUCUAAAGGACACUAUUGUUGCUCUCAUCAGAAGCACCAAGUCAACGGUGUCAUUCUUUAUGACUAGAGCCGGCAGCAGGCGCCGCCGUUCUGUUCGAGCUGCAUCAUUUAAUGACUACAAAGAUUUAGCUCUUGUCUCUGGAGGCCAGGCCAUCCAGGUAUCCAAGGGACAGCUGCCUCAGGCCACAGAUGUUAUCCUCGACACCUCAACCUCAGCUCUGGUGACGGUUCUUCAGCGAGCAAGGAAUCCUGGAAAGCAAGAGAUAUUCCCCUUCACAUUAGAUCAAUCUUUGAAAAACAUUACCAUCUACAUCACAGGAACAUCCAUUUCUUUCACACUGACCAACCCUGCCGGUAUGACCCAGAAUCAGGACGAGGCCAAUGGUCACCUUGCGAACAUCCAGACAGUGGGCAAUCUAAGGAGAAUUCAACUUACCUCUGAGAAACACACUGGAGGAUGGAAGAUCCAAAUCAACUCCAACGAACCAUACACACUCAAAGUCACAGGCCAGAGUACAAUUGCCUUCAUCUAUAACUUUGUGGAAAGCUUCAAGGGACCCCACCCAGGUUAUGCAGUACUCAGUGGGCGUCCACAAGCAGGUCAGCCAGCCUCCCUGAUGCUCUCAGUAAUGGGUAGGAAAGGUCCAUCUUCAUUGAGUAUUGGAGAGGUCGGCCUCGUGAUGGUGUCCGGUCCUGAAGCUGUUACCAGUGGCACAAUGACUGACAUGGGCAACGGAGACAUCCUGGUGACUGUCAGCACAGUACCUGAGGGGGAAUUUGUGGUCAUUCUGACAGGAACUGACAAAGUGUCCAACAGCUAUUUUCAGAGGCAGUCAACCACCCAGAUGUCCGUCUCUAAAGUGAACAUUCAGACGGUGGUUGACAGCAGCUUGGAGCCAGGAAAAGCCUUCAAGCUCCCCUUUAGUGUGAUGACCCAGGGAUCAGGUGGUUCAUACUCCAUCAGCGCCAGAAAUGACAGAAACUUCUCCAUGUCUUACCCAGACAGCCUCACCUUGACAACUGGAGAGUACACUAAUGCUAUGCUGACUAUUACACCACCUGCCAGCACACUGUCAGGCACCGAUGCCACUCUGACUAUUGAAGCCAAGUCAUCCAAAGGUGCUGACUCCAAUUAUGCCGUUCUGAGACUGUCUGUUGUCACCAAGAUUACAGAUUUUACUCCGCCAUUGUGUGAGUUGGUUACAGUGCUGACUGAUGACUGCCCUCGCGAUAUGUCCCAGUGCGAACCUUUCCAGUGGCAGCUCUCAGCUAAUCUCACAGAUGGAAAUGGAACUGGGAUUGACAGCAUUACGCUGCGUCAGGGUGAAGGAACCUUGUCAUACACCCCACUGAGCACUCCUAUCAUCCAGGCGGAAUACAACUCUUCCUGCUGCUCGCAGGUUGUUGAGUUCGUAGCUGUUGAUAAAGUUGGCAACGUAGGCAGAUGCUACUAUAAAAUUGAUCGCUCAGCUGGUCCUCCUGCUCUGACGUUGUUGCUGCCGCUGUGGCUGUGCCUGCUGGUAUCUGUCUUCAUAGUGAGGCCUUAAAGAGCGUCACUUGGAUUGUGCUGUACGUUAUGUCUCUGUAUCUAUGGUAAAUUAUUCAAAACAAUGUGCCUCUUUGUUAUGCUCAAUGAAUGAUGAAUGCAUACCUGUCUAAAUUUUAAAAAAGCCACUUGUAUUGGAUGAGUGAUCUUUUUUUCUAGCGUUUCCCACACAUCUCAGUUGUGCACACAAAAAUAAUCUGGUUUGGAUACUCUUUGGUUGCCUGCUAAUCAGUGGGAGCAGAAAUCCAAAUUUAAUCCUUAAAAUGCAAACUACAAGUCGUGUUUUCAUGGGAGCUCAAGAACACAAAGUAGUUUUGGUCCAUUUUAUGUCUGUCACAUUUUAUUGACUUUGUUCUGAUGUUUCACAAUAUAAAGUCCUGCAAUGCUACUGAAACAACACAAGGAAAAGAACUCAAAAUUGUUAUUUUUGCAUUAUGGCACAAUUGUAAUACCAUAAAAAGUGAAUUUCCUUUAUUAAAAAACAAACAAAACUGCACC